AUGCCAGAAACUUUCUUUUUCACAUCUGAAUCCGUCGGCGAGGGCCACCCAGACAAGAUCUGUGACCAGGUCUCCGACGCCAUUUUGGACGCUUGUUUGGCAGUUGACCCAUUGUCUAAGGUUGCCUGUGAAACCGCAGCCAAGACUGGUAUGAUCAUGGUUUUCGGUGAGAUCACCACCAAGGCCCAGUUGGACUUCCAGAAGAUUGUCAGAGACACCAUCAAGCACAUUGGUUACGACCACUCUGAGAAGGGUUUCGACUACCAGACCUGUAACGUUUUGGUCGCCAUUGAGCAGCAGUCUCCAGAUAUUGCCCAGGGUUUGCACUACGAGAAGGCUUUGGAGGAGUUGGGUGCCGGUGAUCAGGGUAUCAUGUUCGGUUACGCUACCGACGAGACCGAGGAGAAGUUGCCUUUGACCAUCUUGUUGUCGCACAAGUUGAACAAGGCUUUGUCUGACGCCAGAAGAUCCGGUGAGUUGGGCUGGUUGAGACCAGACACCAAGACCCAGGUCACUGUCGAAUACGAGAAGGAGGCUGACGGAGCCGUCAAGCCUUUGAGAGUUGACACUGUUGUCAUCUCCACCCAGCACGCUGACGAGAUCUCCACCGAGGACUUGAGAAAGGAGAUCUUGGAGAAGAUCGUCAAGAGAACCAUUCCAGCCAACUUGUUGGACGACAAAACUGUCUACCACAUCCAGCCAUCUGGAAGAUUCGUCAUUGGUGGUCCACAGGGUGACGCCGGUUUGACCGGUAGAAAGAUUAUUGUUGACACCUACGGUGGAUGGGGUGCUCACGGAGGAGGUGCUUUCUCUGGUAAGGAUUUCUCCAAGGUCGACAGAUCUGCUGCUUACGCUGCCAGAUGGGUUGCCAAGUCUAUUGUCCACGCUGGUUUGGCCAGAAGAGCUUUGGUGCAGUUCUCCUACGCCAUUGGUGUUGCUGAGCCAUUGUCCAUCCACGUUGACACCUACGGUACCUCCAAGUACACCUCCGAGCAGUUGGUUGAGAUUGUCAACAACAACUUCGACUUGAGACCAGGUGUGAUUGUCAAGGAGUUGGACUUGGCUAGACCAAUCUACUUCAAGACUGCCUCUUACGGCCACUUCACCAACCAGGAGAACACUUGGGAACAGCCAAAGGAAUUGAAGUUC
Sungouiella intermedia is the source of this 1149-nucleotide messenger RNA. The record is from the annotation of a GenBank genome assembly. Lineage: Eukaryota; Fungi; Ascomycota; Pichiomycetes; Serinales; Metschnikowiaceae.